Eurypyga helias (sunbittern) is the source of this 2052-nucleotide messenger RNA. RefSeq names its product Bardet-Biedl syndrome 7 (gene BBS7). NCBI's taxonomy places the organism in Eukaryota, Metazoa, Chordata, Aves, Eurypygiformes, Eurypygidae. Gene Ontology annotation, molecular function: protein binding. The transcript has 17 exons. The annotation marks the transcript as partial. Gene Ontology annotation, biological process: intracellular protein localization; non-motile cilium assembly; intracellular transport. The record is from RefSeq and is a predicted model, not a curated record. Gene Ontology annotation, cellular component: ciliary basal body; neuron projection; BBSome.
GUGGUGGUCGGAGAUCAGGAUGGGGUCGUUAUGUGUUUUGGCAUUAAAAAAGGGGAAGCUGUGCCAGUGUUCAAGACACUGCCAGGCAAAAAAAUUUCAAGACUGGAGUUGGGAGGAGCUCUUAAUACACCACAAGAGAAAAUUUUUGUGGCUACAGGGUCAGAAGUUAGAGGAUUCACAAAAAGAGGGAAGCAGUUUCUUUCGUUUGAAACUAACCUCACUGAAAGCAUCAAAGCUAUGCAUAUUUCAGGAGCAGAUCUCUUUCUUUGUGCAAGCUAUAUCUAUAACCAUUACUGUGACUGCAAAGAUCAGCACUACUACCUGUCGGGAGAUAAAAUCAACGAUGUUCUCUGCCUUCCUGUAGAUAAAGUCAGCUGCAUUACACCGGUACUCGCAUGUCAGGAUAGAGUCCUCAGAGUUUUACAGGGGUCUGAUUUACUGUAUGAAGUAGAAGUUUCCGGACCUCCUACUGUUCUUGCUCUAAACAAUGGAAAUGGGGGUGAUUCUGGAGAAGAAAUUGUGUAUGGAACUUCUGAUGGUAAACUGGGUCUUAUCCAGAUUACUGGUUCCAAGCCUAUACCUAAGUGGGAGAUUGGAAAUGAAAAGAAGAGAGGAGGUAUCUUGUGUAUCGAUAGUUUUGACAUUGUGGGAGAUGGAGUUAAAGAAUUACUCGUUGGACGAGAUGAUGGAGUGCUAGAAAUCUAUAAUAACUUUGGGAGCGCAGAUGAUCCUGUCCUGCGAUACGAUCAUGCGUUGUCAGAGAGCAUUGCAUCAAUCCAGGGUGGCUGUGUAGGAAAAGAUGGGUACGAUGAAAUUUUAGCAUCCACAUACUCAGGCUGGCUGACAGGACUGACUACAGAACCUGUCCAUAGAGAAGGUGGAUCAGGUGAAGAACUAAAAUUAAGUCAAGAAAUGCAGAGCAAGAUUUCAUCUUUAAGGAAUGAAUUGGAACACCUACAGAUUAAAGUUCUUCAGGAACGUGAAAAAUACCAGCAGUCUUCUCAGUCCAGUACUGCUGUUUCAUCAGUACCAGCAUUUAGUGUGAAUGAUAAGUUUACAUUAAAUAAGGAUGAUGCUAGCUACAGCCUCAUCUUGGAGGUACAGACAGCUAUAGAUAAUGUCCUGGUACAGAGUGAUGUCCCAGUAGACUUGCUAGAUGUGGAUAAAAAUUCUGCUGUUGUUAGUUUUAGCAGUUGUGAUUCUGAGCCAAAUAGCAACUUUCUUCUUGCGACUUACCGAUGCCAAGCAAAUACUACAAGACUUGAGCUUAAGAUUCGGUCGAUUGAAGGACAGUACGGGACACUUCAAGCAUAUGUAACUCCAAGAAUUCAACCAAAAACCUGCCAAGUUCAUCAAUAUCAAAUUAAACCACUUUCGCUUCAUCAGAGAACUCAUUCUAUUGACCAUGACAGGCCCAUGAAUACGCUGACACUCAAAGGCCAGUUCAGUUUUGCCGAAAUUCACUCCUGGGUUGUGUUUUGCUUGCCUGAAGUGCCUGAAAAGACUCCCGCUGGAGAGAGUAUCACCUUCUGCUUCCAGAACACCUUCCUGGGUACACAGCUUGAAAGUACCUACAGAAAGGGUGAGGGAUGUUUUAAGUCUGACAAUAUUUCUACAAUAUCCAUCCUAAAAGAUGUGCUUUCCAAAGAGGCUACUAAAAGGAAGAUUAAUCUCAGCAUAUCAUAUGACGUAAAUGAAGAGUCUGUGAGGCACACAUUAAAGCUUAUCCACCCUAAAUUAGAGUACCAGCAGCUGUUGGCCAAGAAAGUUCACUUAAUAGAUGCUUUGAGAGAAUUACAAGUCCAUGAAGGAAAUGUGGACUUCCUGCUCCCAAAAUACCGCAGCAUUUUGGAAGAGGCAGAUCAGCUGCUGGAGGAAUACAAGAGACAGCCUGCACAUCUCGAGAGACUUUAUGGUAUGAUCACGGAUCUCUUCAUCGACAAAUUUAAAUUUAAAGGCACCAAUGUGAAAACCAAAGUUCCUCUUCUUCUGGAGAUUCUGGAUGGCUGUGAUCAAGAGGGACUAAUAGCUUUUUUUGAGGCUGCAGCUUGA